This is a messenger RNA of Rubroshorea leprosula, 864 nucleotides long. The record is from the annotation of a GenBank genome assembly. NCBI's taxonomy places the organism in Eukaryota, Viridiplantae, Streptophyta, Magnoliopsida, Malvales, Dipterocarpaceae.
GCUGCAGCACUCUUUUUGCCCUCCACGUUCCAUCCUUACAAGGUUCAAAACAGAUGCAUCUUUUUUGCGUUGUGGAGGUGGCAUUCAAGUACUGAAUUUCUCUUGGGACACUUUUCAGAAACUCAGAUUCAGUUACCUUCUACCACUGCUUAGGUCCAACUACAUUCAAUUUUUCUGCUCUCUUCCUACUUAUUUUCUGCAUCUCUAUCCUUCCCCAUAUCUCUCCUCUUUAAAGUUUUUGAACAUUUCUCUUCCUCUCCCUGAAAAGAUGAGCAGCUCUCGAAUUCUUCUUUGUUGCCACAGAAAUAGACCCCUUAUGAUUUGCUUGCUGUUUCUCUUAUUUUCAAGCUUGAUCCAAGUGAAAUUCAUGACUGAAGGAAGAACCAUUUCCAAACUACUUGAAGUUGCACAGAGAGGAAUUGGGGAGGAGAAGGCUUUGGUGAUGAGGAGUCUGAUAGGGUCAAGACCUCCAAGGUGUGAUAGAAGGUGCAGUUCCUGUGAGCACUGUGAAGCAAUUCAGGUCCCCAUAACAACACAAGUCCAGGGCCACGUAAGAAGCCAUUUCUCUGCUGCCACUCUCUCAUUUACAAACUCCAGAGAUGAUGACAUCUCUAACUACAAACCCAUUAGCUGGAAAUGCAAAUGUGGUAAUUUCAUUUUCAAUCCUUGAUUGAACUGAAAAGAAAAUGUUUCCACUCUCUGGAUAUUUGGCUGGCAACUGAGUACCCUAAUUCUCCUGCUACAUUGUUAAAAUAUCAAAUAUGGUCUGUACAAUGCAGAGUAUAUCUCUUUCUUCCUUAUUUUAGCCUUCCUGUCACAUUUGUUUUCUCUCUGACUCUCUGUUAUUAAAAUGUGUCUGUUUUU